Lachancea dasiensis is the source of this 858-nucleotide messenger RNA. Lineage: Eukaryota; Fungi; Ascomycota; Saccharomycetes; Saccharomycetales; Saccharomycetaceae. The record is from the annotation of a GenBank genome assembly.
AUGUCUGGAAUCCAAAACGUCGACGGUCAACACGCCAAAUCAGUGGAGCACGUAAAGUCGUACCCAUUAGUCAAACAAACACAUGACUUCUUUGUGCAGCUGCCUGCAACCAGGAUCUUGGUAGCCAAUACCAAGCCUGUUUAUGACAGCGUCGCGAACUCGAAGCCCGCACGGUGGGUUGCCCCCGUAACGCGAAUGGUGGACUCGGUCGCUGACAAAGGACUGGAGAUGACCGACAAACUCAUGCCCUCUUUGAAAUCCAAAACGUACCACGACUUACGGCAAGACGCUGCCUCGCCUUUUGUGUUCACCAGGAAUGCAGUAGUGAAGGCAACUAAUGCGACCGUAAGCGCGGCUGACACCUAUGUCUAUGAGCCAACGCAUAACAAAGUGAUGAAAUUCAGGCAGUUCUACAACGCCAAGUUGUAUGACACGCACGGUAAACCUCUGGUGAGGAGUUCGAUGGACCCUCUAGUAGCACCUUGCAACCAAAGGCUAGAAAAUAUGACAAAGUCAUAUUUCCCCGUGGGUAGAGAAGUUUCUACCAAUGGGUUCAGCAGCGAGAUUUCUCGCACCCUGGCUCUCAGUAACAACUUGCUACAACGUAUGUCUCCUAUCGCGCAGCGGAAGCUUGUGAACUUUGUGAUGGCUCCAUGCACUUACACCCAACACGUGAACGAGGUGUUUAACAAGAAACUAGAUGAACAGGAAGACCUGGGCAUUGCCAAUUCCUGGAAUGCCUCAAAAGGUGCGAUCUCUACGCUGAAUAAGGAGACUUUGGAUUACGUGAAGAGGACGAGGACCAGGACUGUCCGCGCCGUCGACCAGUCCGAAAUUCCAGUGUCCACGGCGGCUUGA